GUGUGUGUGUGUUGUGUUUGGAGGAGGGACUCCAUCAUUUAAAGAAGUUAGAAGUUCCUGGUUUGUCAGUGAAGAAGUCAGAGAGGCAGCAGUAAACCAUCAGAGCCUCAACAUGAAAGUCCGUCACACUUUGAUCUGCUUCUUCUUCCUCUCUCUGCAGGAUGGAAACACUGGUCUCACCAAUGACCAAAUCCCAUCUGUCUAUACAGGAACUGAAGGAGGAGAUAUCACGGUUACAUGCUCCUUUUCUUCAUAUGGAAGCUCGAUUUUCUUUUGCAAGAGAGAAUGUAAACGAGAGGACAUCCUCAUUCACACAACUGGUGUCAGAGAUCAGAGAGGCAGAUACCGCAUCAGAUAUGAGAGAGGAGGAAAUAUUUUCGUGAGCAUCACACAGCUGACCAAGUCUGACUCAGGACUGUACAGAUGUGGUCUGGGUGGAUCAAACAUCAGGUUUGAAAUCAUUGUUGUAGAUGCUCACGUAGUUCCCACUUCAAAACCAAAAUUCACUCUACUGGUCUUUUCAACAUCAGACCCAUCAGCCUCCAAACCAACACAGAUUUCUCAGACUGACCAGCAGCAGACUGGGACAGCAUCACCUCGAGCUCAUGUAGUUCCCACGUCAAAACCAAAAUUCACUCUACUGGUCUUUUCAACAUCAGACCCAUCAGCCUCCACACCAACACAGAUUUCUCAGACUGACCAGCAGCAGACUGGGACAGCAUCACCUCGAGGUGUGCUGCAGUAUGUUGUUCCUAUUCUUGUCAUCAUUGUCAUCCUCUCAGGGCUACCACUGAUGAUAAUCUACAUUCAGUGGAACAGCAAACCUAAAGGUUUGCAGACCAGAGGAAAUUCAGAUGAAACAAUCAUGGAGAUCGCCCUCUAUGAGAACUGUCCUCCAGCUUCUACAUCUGAGUCCACUUACGAGAGCCUCGAUCCUGCAAGCAGGGAUCAGAACCAGACCUACGCUACACUCACACACACACAACACAAAUGACAUUCUUUGUGUCAUGUGUUUAGACCUUUGUCACACACAGGUGUGAGGUUCUUUUCUUAUACCAGCAAAUUAUUAGUUAAUUCCACUGUUAAGGAAGACACCAAACCUUUAUACAAUUUAUUCCCACUACUACACAACUCAAUAAAAAUGUCAGGGACAAUAUAAAAGGCUAAAAAGUUUUUAAAAGUCCGGCAUUAAGAAAUGGAACAGUCCAAUCUACCUGAGUUCUAAAAAAAAAAAAAAAA
Messenger RNA from Micropterus salmoides (largemouth bass), 1239 nucleotides. RefSeq lists its product as uncharacterized. NCBI's taxonomy places the organism in Eukaryota, Metazoa, Chordata, Actinopteri, Centrarchiformes, Centrarchidae. Gene Ontology annotation, molecular function: transmembrane signaling receptor activity. The transcript has 7 exons. The record is from RefSeq and is a predicted model, not a curated record. The coding region runs from base 113 to 994 and encodes 293 amino acids. Gene Ontology annotation, cellular component: plasma membrane.